GCUUUCUUAAAUCUCUGUUGGUUGUAACUUCAAAUCAGAUUUAUCGUACAACCGAACAAUUUUUCCUGUAAAUGAUGUCUGAAAAAUUUAAAAAGGCAGUGAACGUGCACUCCACGAAUGUGACCACCGACAAUCCGUCGCGCUACGAAAUGCUCGCCUGGGUGAACAGGACCUUGAAUGCCGACUUGACCAAGGUCGAGGAGCUGUGCACCGGAGCAGCUUACUGCCAGUUCAUGGACAUGAUCUUCCCGAACUCCGUUCCCCUCAAGCGGGUCAAGUUUCGCACGAAUCAGGAGCACGAGCACCUGCAGAACUUCAAGAUUUUGCAGGCGGGCUUCAAGAAGCUGUCUGUCGACAAGGUCAUUCCCAUCGACAGGCUGAUCAAGGGUCGCUUCCAGGACAACUUAGAGUUCCUCCAGUGGUUCCGCAAGUUCUUUGAAGCCAACUACGAUGGCAGGGCCUACGAUCCCUUUAUGGCUCGAAACGGCGUAAAAAUGGGCCUGGGAUCGAGUCCCUUGAGCCCAAAGGGUCAGAGAUUCUCACCAAGGGCCACAUUUCAAAGCGGAGGUCCUGACAAACCCUCUGAAAGUUCGGCAUUGGAGGAGAUCGAAUGUGACGGCGAAAAGGAAGUGCUGCGACAGAAAUUCUUGGAUCUGUCCAGGGAACUGGACGAUUACGGUCGGGAAAUUUUGGAAAUGGAAAAGGAACGAGAUUUCUACUUCAGAAAAGUACAGAAUAUCGAACAAGCUUGUCUGGAGAGCCAAGCUAACAACAGGGAAAUGGCUAUACACGAAAAUAUUCUUGAGAUUAUUUACGCGGACAGGGCUCUUUGAAACAAGCCCAGCGGGCCAUUUAAAAUUGUUAGUUACUUUGUGUUAUUUAGCACUCAUAUACACUAUGCCAGAUAUUAAGACCAGAUAUUAAGCAGCAACAAAGGUUUAUGAAAAUCAUUUAAUUGAUGAGCUUGAAAGAAUAAAUGAUGUAUAUAAAAAUUAAUAAUAAAUAUAGUUAUGUGAAAUUCAAAAAA
This is a messenger RNA of Drosophila ficusphila, 1027 nucleotides long. Its product is annotated as microtubule-associated protein RP/EB family member 1. The record is from RefSeq and is a predicted model, not a curated record. Gene Ontology annotation, biological process: regulation of microtubule polymerization or depolymerization; protein localization to microtubule plus-end; spindle assembly. The transcript has a single exon. Gene Ontology annotation, cellular component: cytoplasmic microtubule; spindle midzone; microtubule plus-end. Bases 72 to 833 code for a protein of 253 amino acids. Gene Ontology annotation, molecular function: microtubule plus-end binding. NCBI's taxonomy places the organism in Eukaryota, Metazoa, Arthropoda, Insecta, Diptera, Drosophilidae.